AUGGCUACCGAUUCGACUCUAGGUUCACAUUUCCUUAAGCUGCUAGACACUGCCUUGAAGAAAUAUAAAAAUAAGAAGUCUUUAGAAGAUUCGGGAGAUCAAUGGUAUCCAGCAGUCGACUUUGGCAGCAUCCUGAAUCAGAUUCGGACAUUGCGGCUGGACCAAGAUCUACUGGACGAGAUUGAAGAGGCAGUGGUGAAGAGAAGUGAGAUGAGAACGCCCGCAUCCAGGACUACUUGGUAUGUUUCCUGCUUAUACGCCUCCAGAAUAUACGUCGUCGCUAACACGUCCGCGAUUGUCCACAGCCAUGGUCCAAUUGAUUUCAAGGACAGUGAGGUCCAAGACAUGCUAAAGUCUGUUUACCAAAAAAACCCUCGGAUUGUUGAGCGGCUUUUAAAGAGACUUGUUGGUAAAAACAAUGAGAUUCACCGAGUUGUCAUUGAAUCAAUGACUGGGGGUUUCGUAUUUGUCAACCACAGUUAUUUUCGUGUCUGGAACCAAAUUGGAGAGAAUUUGCGUCAGAUUUUCUACCUGACAGGCGCCAAAAUUGCAUAUUCGACAAGCGGUAGGCCAUGGAUCAUACCAGCCUUGCGCGCGGCCGUCGGCGCAAGGACAGGAGCACUGGCAUUUGCUCAGGGGAUUAUCCAGCAGCAGAGUAUCAAAAUACAUGACCAACAACAGGUUAUUACGUCUCUGCUAUUUCGGAGUCUCAUGGAGCAGAUACCGCCGGCCGGAAUGGAUAAGAAGAGUGCGACUAGCAGGUGGCAGGGGUUCUGGGACAAGGCAGUCAAAGCCGCCGAGGCCAAGGGUGACGAGAGCAAUCCUGAGCAUCCCCUCCGCGGCAUUCUAACACCUCAGCUCAAGAAUCGCGGUCGUGAGAUGUACGGUACCCUGAGCUUUGGAAUUCACAACUACAGGGACUGCGCGUUCUCUGUUGAUUCAACCACCUUUACGGCAGUUGACUCUUAG
Messenger RNA from Metarhizium acridum CQMa 102, 969 nucleotides. RefSeq lists its product as uncharacterized. The record is from RefSeq and is a predicted model, not a curated record. Lineage: Eukaryota; Fungi; Ascomycota; Sordariomycetes; Hypocreales; Clavicipitaceae.